CCCAGCCGUCAAAUCGUCGAAUAUCGAUUCGCAGCUGCUGCAGAUGUUUUUUGGUCAACAAAACAAAUCAGCCGCCGCUGCGCCGCCGAGCAAGCAAAAAUACGUGAAAGUCGGUCAGAGAGAACCCGAAAUAAUCGCGAAUUGUGAAUUAAAUGCUCUAAAAUCGCGGUGGCCCAGUGCAGUGCGGAAAUAACGUGUAAUAGCCAUUCAACUAGCAGCCCCAGCAGCGCGUAUUGAAUUUUCGUAUUUGAGAGUGCAGUGUGAAGCGCAGCGCGAUGGACAGGAAUCCAGUGAGGCGGUCGGCAAACGGCGCCGUAGCAGGUGCAGGUGAAUCCAGUGAACAGGAGGAGCAGACGACGUCCAGUGCCGCCGAGUACAUGAGGAACUUCAAGAACAUCAUAGCGCCGGGAAAUGAGGCAUCCAUGACCAGGGAGUUCAAUCCGCAGGUGGCAUACGAAUUCGAAAAGUAUCUCAAUCCGCAGAAGCUCAAGCAGCACGUCCUCAAGAGCGAGAAACUGCGCUCCAUACUGGAGCACUAUGCCAAGGAGUCGGGCACGCCGUUGAAGCAGAUGGAGCGACAGGCCAGGGCGAUCAUCGAUGAAAUUGGUUUGGACCGGAAUAUGGCCAUCAUCCGGUGGUGCGGCAUAGCCAUCACGGCGAUCGGCAAGCGCAUCUGCGAUGGAUUCUAUGUCAACUCGGCCAGCAUGGCCAAUGUGCGCAAGGAUAUGGGCAAGUGCCCGGUGCUCUACCUGCCAAGUCAUCGCAGCUACAUGGACUUUAUCCUGAUGUCCUACAUCUGCUACUACUACGACAUCGAGAUACCAGGCAUAGCAGCCGGCAUGGAUUUCCACUCCAUGUUUGGCAUGGGCACCAUGUUGAGGAAAACGGGAGCCUUCUUCAUGCGCCGCAGCUUCUCGAACGAUGAGCUGUACUGGGACAUAUUCCGGGAGUACAUGUACGCACUGGUGGCUAACUACCACAUCGGCGUGGAGUUCUUCAUCGAGGGCACGCGCUCCAGGAACUUCAAAGCCCUAGUGCCCAAAAUUGGACUGCUAUCGAUGGCUCUGUUGCCCUACUUCACCGGCGAGGUUCCGGAUGUGAUGAUUGUGCCAGUGAGUGUGGCCUAUGAGCGUGUCCUGGAGGAGCAGCUCUUCGUCUAUGAGCUGCUGGGCGUGCCCAAGCCCAAGGAGUCCACAAAGGGCUUUUUCAAGGCCCUCAAAAUCAUCGACGAGCGAUUCGGCAAGAUGUUCCUCGACUUCGGUGAGCCCAUCUCCGUCAAGGAGUUCUUCGGACACGACAGUGCGCAGCGAAUGCAGCGGGCAGGCGUGGGCGGUCACCUGCAGAAGCUGAACCGCCAGGAGGUGGAACUAGUCAAGCAGCUGGCCAAUGAGAUCAUCUACCAGCAGCAGCGACGCAUUGUCAUCUCCACGUUCAACCUGCUCAGCCUCUACUACGCCAGUCAAUUGUAUGCCCAAAAGAGUGUUACCCUCGACGAGCUAUCACGCGGUGUUCUGCAUCUAAAGCGCAUCUUCGAGCAGCUGGGCGCCCAUGUCAGCACGACUCCCAGCAGCAUUAAAGCGGAUGUGAUCGAUGCUGUGGAGAUACACUCGAAUAUUUUAUAUUUCGCGGCGGGGCGAUUGCAGUUUACGCCAAUGGCAGCCAAGCAAUUGGCGGAACAGAUCGAUGUUAAGCGCCUGAAAGCACAUGCCCUGUGUCCACAAACCAUGGCGGUGGCUGUGCCCAUGCUGGCACUGCAGCUCUACAUCAAUCCCUGCAUGUUCUGGCUGGCCAGACCCGCCUACCUGCUGCUGGCGGCGCUCAAGGAGCAGAGGAAACAGGAGAGGCAAUCGACGGACAUCUCAUACGAUGCCAGCUUAGGUGCCCUGCAUGCGCACGUGUCCACCAUGGACGCACUUUUCCAGCACGAGUUCAUCAUUGAAUCGAAUCGCGAGGCAGCCGAGUUUGAGACGCAUCUGCAGCUGCUCCUGGACGAACGGGUUGUGGAGGUGGAGAGCAGUGGCCGAAUCAAGGUGCAGGACAAUGAAUGCUCCCACGUCAUUCUGGCCGCCCUGGCGCCAUUCCUGUGCCUCUACUACCAGCUGGUGGUCACGUUAAGAAAGAUCCCUUUGGAGCUGGAGUUCAGCAACAAGGAUCUGCUGGUGCGCGUGCAGCAGCAUGUGGAGCAGCUCCUGCAGCAACCCGGCGCUUCUGCAUCUCAUGUGCACCCGUAUUGCCUGGCCCUGGACAAUCUGAACAUUGCUAUCUAUGCUCUGAUCCAGCGGGGCUACCUGGCGAAGUGUAGAGAAUCGGGACAAAUGAAGAUCGCAUCCAAUCCAGGAAAGUGCCUGCGAGAACUGGAAAAUCAGCUUCUGGAGUACUGUCAACUAAUGCCAUUUGCUCAAUACUCGACGGCGGCCAAUCAGCAGGCCCAGUUCCACAUAGCCAAGUUAUAACUGGCAAACGGAAAGAGGCCGGCGGGGGAGGCGACAAGGGAGCGGGACAGCGAUUCGAGCACCGAUCCCCAGUUGAGUCCCAAACAGUGUAGUACAAUUACAAUUUCAUUGCCCAUGCAGUUCAUCCAGUUUGUUGUCGGCCUGCUCAAGAAUUGUCGCAUCAUCUGCAUCCUUUUCUUCAUUGUGGUGGUGGCGCCGCUUUGGCAGCUGCUCCACUGGAUCAUCGUAUCCACUCACUCAUUCACUUAGGUUUAUGGGGUGUCUGGUUAGGAUGGGUCGAUUCUAAUAGCAUCCUCUUAUUAACCCGUCUGAUGAUUAUUUAUAUUGGCAUCAUUAUUUUUAACAUUCCCCAUUUUCCACCUGCUAUUUAAGAUUUUUGGAUAAUGUACAUAACGAUUGCCAUUAAUGAAAAGUCAAAAGGGCUCAUCAAAAUAUAAAUAUAGAAAAUCAAUGCUAGGAUAAGAUUACCCUAAAGUUUUUUGACUAGCGAAAUCGAUCCAUCCUUGAGUGUGAGUGUAUCUGAGUGCUAAGAGAAUCUUGAAGCCUAACAACUGAUAUUUUAUGUCCAGUUCGCCAUUAAGCAAACGAAAUUCACCAAACCGCCAAGACAUACAUUUGCAAAAAAGUAGAAUUUCUAGCUAAAAAUGUUGUAUAGAUAAGCCGGUUAGUGGUAGAUCCCAUCGAAAUAUAUAUCCCAUAUAUUUUUAGCCGCGAAAUUCGAAGAAAUGUUGCCAACAAAACAUAACAUUGAAAGCACACUCACAUUUUUGAACGAUGUUUAAACAAGCAAGUCACUGUUUAUUACUUAGUUGAGAUUUCAAAAAUGCUUCUUUAACUAGCUUCGCAGUUUUGUAAAAUUCACCUGACAUAAAUGGGUUUAAACUUUUUAAUUUU
This is a messenger RNA of Drosophila santomea, 3347 nucleotides long. It is a transcript of the gene Dhap-at, whose product is annotated as dihydroxyacetone phosphate acyltransferase. Gene Ontology annotation, biological process: ether lipid biosynthetic process. Gene Ontology annotation, cellular component: peroxisome; peroxisomal membrane; mitochondrial membrane. Bases 276 to 2453 code for a protein of 725 amino acids. The record is from RefSeq and is a predicted model, not a curated record. NCBI's taxonomy places the organism in Eukaryota, Metazoa, Arthropoda, Insecta, Diptera, Drosophilidae. The transcript has 4 exons. Gene Ontology annotation, molecular function: glycerone-phosphate O-acyltransferase activity.